CCUGAACGCCUUGGGCCGGCGCCGGGGGGCGGGGGCGCCGGAGGCGGAACAGGAAGUGACGACAGAGUCGGUGGGCGGUGACUCAAGAUGGCGGCUAUGGUGCUGGCGGCGACGCGGCUGCUGCGAGGCUCGGGCUCCUGGGGCCGCUCGCGGCUGAGGUUUGGAGCCCCUGCGUACAGGCAGUUCAGUAGUGGUGGUGCCUAUCCCAGCGUCCCCCUCUCUUCCCCCUUGCCCGGAGUACCCAAGCCUGUUUUUGCUACAGCUGAUGGACAAGAAAAGUUUGAAACCAAAGUUACCACACUGGAGAAUGGGCUUCGUGUGGCGUCCCAAAAUAAGUUUGGACAGUUUUGUACAGUAGGAAUUCUUAUUAACUCUGGAUCAAGAUAUGAAGCAAAAUAUCUCAGUGGAAUUGCUCACUUUUUGGAAAAAUUGGCAUUUUCGUCUACGGAUCGAUUUGGCAGCAAAGAUGAAAUUCUGCUUACCUUGGAGAAGCACGGGGGUAUUUGUGACUGCCAGACAUCAAGAGACACCACCAUGUAUGCUGUGUCUGCUGAUUCUAAAGGCCUGGACACGGUGGUUGGCUUGCUGGCAGACGUGGUCCUGCACCCCAGGCUAACAGAUGAAGAAAUCGAGCUGGCGCGUAUGGCUGUCCGGUUUGAGCUGGAGGACCUCAGCAUGCGGCCCGACCCGGAGCCCCUUCUCACCGAGAUGAUUCACGAGGCCGCUUACAGGGAAAACACAGUCGGCCUGCACCGUUUCUGCCCCACAGAGAACAUAGCAAAGAUUGACCGGUCGGUGCUUCACUCCUACCUGCGAAACUACUACACCCCCGACCGCAUGGUGCUGGCCGGGGUGGGGGUAGAGCACGAGCGCCUGGUGGAAUGUGCCAGGAAGUACCUCCUGGGCACCCGGCCUGCCUGGGGCAGUGGGGCGGCCGUGCACGUGGACGGGUCGGUGGCACAGUACACUGGGGGCGUCGUCAAGCUGGAAAGGGACAUGUCCAGUGUCAGCCUGGGCCCCACCCCGUUCCCCGAGCUCACGCACAUCAUGAUUGGCCUGGAGAGCUGUUCCUUCUUGGAGGGGGACUUCCUCCCUUUCGCGGUGCUGAACAUGAUGAUGGGCGGCGGCGGCUCCUUCUCGGCCGGCGGGCCUGGCAAGGGCAUGUUCACCAGGCUCUACCUCAACGUGCUCAACAGGCACCACUGGAUGUACAACGCGACCUCCUACCACCACAGCUACGAGGACACGGGCCUCCUGUGCAUUCACGCCAGCGCCGACCCCAGACAGGUUCGAGAAAUGGUGGAAAUCAUCACGAGAGAGUUUGUUUUAAUGGCUGGAACUGUGGAUGUGGUGGAGCUGGAACGGGCCAAGACGCAGCUCACGUCCAUGCUCAUGAUGAACCUGGAGGCCAGGCCCGUCAUCUUCGAGGACGUGGGGAGGCAGGUGCUGGCCACCCGCUCCAGGAAGCUGCCCCACGAGCUGUGCGCGCUCAUCCGUGACGUGAAGCCAGAGGACGUCAAGAGAGUUGCUUCUGCGAUGCUCCGCAGGAAGCCCGCCGUGGCUGCCCUGGGGGACCUGAGCGAUCUGCCCGCGUACGAGCACGUCCAGGCGGCACUGGCGAAUAAGGACGGGCGCCUGCCCAGGACGUACCGGCUCUUCCGGUAGAGGCGCCGCGGCAGCACCAUCCACACCGUUUCUUUGGGGUGACUUCAGCGCAGACGUUCAUAGACGCUGCAGACUGUGGGACGUUUCCUAAACGUGAAUCCCUUCAGAAUUGGACGUGCCAGUCAGUGGAAUAAAGAUCGCGCUCCACCGCUGGGGCCUGGGGGAAGCGCGGGGAGGUCGGGGCAGCGGCUGGGGCCUGGGGGAAGUGCUGGGAGGUCGGGGCUGCGGCUGGGGCCUGGGGGAAGCGCGGGGAGGUCGGGGCAGCGGCUGGGGUCAGGCCGGGCUAGUCUUCCCGCUCCCCCAGGAGUUUCGGCAGGUGGGGCAACCGCGCAGUUCCCCGAGGCCGGCGGUCGUUGAGCGGGCGAGGCCUGACCUCUCCUCGGAGGCCCCCGGGCCCGUCAGCCCGCCUGCAUCCGGGAGGCCAGGGCCACCCACACCAGCACCUCGAGGGUCCCGGGGCGAUGCACCAUCCAGCUUGACCGGUGAGGGGUCGUCUCUUGCCCUCAAUAGUAAGGCCCUGACUUCAGAGGUGGGGAGCUCGGGGCGGGGGAGGCGGGCUUGAAAGGCGGGAGGACAGAGGCCGCGUGCGGGGCCCUGCAGGGUCAGGGGGCUUUGGUGACGGCCCUGCGGGGCCUGGGCACCUACACUGGCUGCCCUGGGUCCUUCUGACGCUGCCGUGGUUCAGAGGGCGGCUUCCUGGACGCCAGCGGGUUGCACAGAACCGGGCCACAAAGCUUUGUGGAGAAGAGUCGUCUCCAGGCCGUAGUUUUUGAAACGCUAAGUGCAGCCCCUGCUGUCCAGCUGGGAGAGGGAGGGGUGAUCUGAGGCCGUCAAAUAAACGUUUCAGCGUCACCUCUGUCACGCCCGUUCAUCUUG
Balaenoptera acutorostrata (minke whale) is the source of this 2541-nucleotide messenger RNA. It is a transcript of the gene PMPCA, whose product is annotated as peptidase, mitochondrial processing subunit alpha. NCBI's taxonomy places the organism in Eukaryota, Metazoa, Chordata, Mammalia, Artiodactyla, Balaenopteridae. Gene Ontology annotation, cellular component: mitochondrion. The transcript is spliced from 14 exons. The record is from RefSeq and is a predicted model, not a curated record. Gene Ontology annotation, molecular function: metal ion binding; metalloendopeptidase activity. The coding region runs from base 88 to 1665 and encodes 525 amino acids.